AUGGCCACAACAUGCCCCUAUUCGUCCUCCAACCCCACUCCGACGCCUCCAUCGACAACAGCCCACAACACCUCCUUCUCCUUUCCACCCCACUACUCCUUCCCCCCCUUCUUCACCCUACAGCCCGUCGCCAGCACACGCAGUUCGCAGCUUGCAUCGUGGUCGUCCCUAAUACAGUCUUAUUGCCGACACAACCGCAUCUUCACCAUAUCGCUCAUUGACGCGCUCAAUACCCCGCUCUUCAACAACACCACUCUCCGCCGUAGCCUGUCUCUCCGCGACGCAAAAGCAAUCCUCAUGUACAUGGCAUCGCCAGAAGGUGGAAACCGGGCCGAGUUCAUAAGCACGAACAACAAAAAGGGUGCGAAAGCGGGAGAAGAAGGCGAAGGAGGCAAGGCGUGGAUAUACUGGCGGAGACCGGAAGAAUGGGCUGCGGCGCUGGAGGAGUGGGUUGAGAGAACGGGACAGAAGGGAACGGUGCUUACGCUAUAUGAGAUUGCAGAGGGGGACGUGUCGAGGAGGGAGGAGUUUUAUGGCAUGGAUUUGGAGUUGUUGCAAAAGAGCUUGGGAGUUUGCGUGAAGAGGGGGAAGGCCCAGGUGUUUGGGAGUGGAGGGGAAGGGGAGGGUGUCAAGUUCUUUUGA
Messenger RNA from Pyrenophora tritici-repentis Pt-1C-BFP, 642 nucleotides. Its product is annotated as ESCRT-II multi-domain protein. Gene Ontology annotation, molecular function: structural molecule activity; protein homodimerization activity. Gene Ontology annotation, cellular component: ESCRT II complex. Gene Ontology annotation, biological process: protein transport to vacuole involved in ubiquitin-dependent protein catabolic process via the multivesicular body sorting pathway. Lineage: Eukaryota; Fungi; Ascomycota; Dothideomycetes; Pleosporales; Pleosporaceae. The record is from RefSeq and is a predicted model, not a curated record.